Nothobranchius furzeri (turquoise killifish) is the source of this 1688-nucleotide messenger RNA. RefSeq names its product sodium/potassium transporting ATPase interacting 1 (gene nkain1). The record is from RefSeq and is a predicted model, not a curated record. Lineage: Eukaryota; Metazoa; Chordata; Actinopteri; Cyprinodontiformes; Nothobranchiidae. Gene Ontology annotation, biological process: regulation of sodium ion transport.
UCCCUUUCUGCCCCCCUCCCUCCGGCUCCUCCUGAGCUCGCCCGGGCACCGAUUGUUGACAAAAGACGCUGGGAGAGACGGAGCGGAGGAGGCCAGACCCCGGUGCUGGUGCCCGGUAACUUGAUUUGUAUUACCCCCGCGUGAGGAGCGCGGGACCCGGAGGACGGUCGGGGGACUUUUCCGCUACUAGGAAUCCCACCGUGUGGCCGAGGUGAUUCGGAGUUCGCAGCAGGCCGGUGUGAAGCGGAGCCUCCCCCCACCUCACCGACCUCCUCCUCAUCACCUCCUCUCCGUUUUCCCUGGAAACCCCUCCGCAGCUGGAAUUUACCGACGGUGGCCAAGAUGGGUCACCCGCUGUGAGAGGGAGAGCCGGAGCAGCGUCGCUGGCGGCGGCCUUUUGAGGGUCUGUUCAUCCGGGAAUGUUGUGAGCUGAGACGGGCAGACAGUCUGGAUCUUACCGGGGACUCGUCGUUUCCCCGGAGCCUCCGCGGCACCAAGCCGCGACCCGAGCCCUCCAAAAUGGGGAAGUGCGACGGCAGAUGCACGCUGCUGGUGAUAUGUUCACUGCAGCUGGUGGCGGCCCUCCAGAGGCAGGUGUUCGACUUCCUGGGCUACCAGUGGGCUCCCAUUCUGGCCAACUUCCUGCACAUCAUGGCCGUCAUCCUGGGCAUGUUUGGCACUGUGCAGUUUCGCUUCAGAUACCUCAUUUUUUAUGCAGUAUGGCUGGUCCUCUGGGUGGGAUGGAACUCCUUCAUUAUCUGUUUCUACCUGGAGGUUGGAAAUCUGUCUCAGGACAGAGACUUUCUCAUGACCUUCAACACGUCCCUCCAUCGCUCGUGGUGGAUGGAGCACGGUCCUGGUUGCUUGGUAACGCCGGUCCAAGACUCCCGGAUCGCCCCCGACGACCACCAUGUCAUCACCGUGUCCGGGUGUCUCCUUGACUACCAGUACAUUGAGGUGUUGAGCUCAGCCAUUCAGAUCCUUCUGGCUCUCUUCGGCUUUGUGUACGCCUGCUACGUCAGUAAAGUCUUCCAGGAUGACGAGGACAGCUUUGAUUUCAUCGGUGGGUUCGACUCGUACGGCUACCAGCCGCCUCAGAAGUCCUCUCAUCUGCAGCUACAGCCUCUCUACACGGCUGGUUAGGUGCAGGCAGCGCCCCCUUGAGGCCAAACCGGAUGGUGUCACUGUGGAAGGAAGGAAGCAGAGGGUCGCCCGGAUCACACUCACUCUCUGUGUCACAGUUUACCUGGAGAGUGGACAUUUAACCCCACGCGUAGCGGGAGAGGUGUGUGUGCGUGUGUGUGUGUGCGUGUGUGUGUGCGUGUGUGUGUGUGUGUGUGUGUGUGUGUGUGUAAGAUGAAAAUACAGCCCUGAAAAGAAUGUACAGAGCUCAGGGACGAACCAGCAUGCCAGACGCGACGAGGACAGGAGCUGGGAGAUGUCGGUCAUAUCGCAGAAGAUACAGUCCACUGAACUGCCGGCUCUAAACACUCCAUCCGUGUGUGUGUGUGUGUGUGUGUGUGUGCGUGUGUGUGUGUGUGUGUGUUCUGACUACAAUUCCAAGCCUGUGCUUUGUGGUUGUACCCUGGACUCUAACCACUUUGUGCCCCUGUGAUUUUUUUAUUUUUAUUUUUUAGGAGGUGGGGGUCGGUCGGUGUGUUUGUGCCUGUGUGUUCUGGGGUGGGGGG